GUGAGGGGAGCAGAGUUCAUGGUUAGGUCAGGUAUAAUGAUUAACAUCUUGUGUAAUUCUUAUGCAAUUUCUACCAACACAAGUCCCUCACGGCACGUCGUCAUUUCCGUUAACAGCAAUGAGGGCAGUCUAGCAUAUUUAAGCGCACACCUAACUGGACAAACACAGUGCAAAGUAAAAACAAUGGCAGCUCCACUCGGCAGUUACACGCUGCCUCUGCUCGGAGUCAGCGUCUUCAUUGCCGCCCUCACCUUCAUCACGUACAAGCUCCUGAGCGGUUACCUGCACAAAUGGUUUGCGAUGAAGCCCAUUCCGGAGGUGGGGACAACGUACCCCUUCAUUGGAAAUGCACUGGAGUUCAAAACCGAUGCUGGAGAUUUCUUCACCCAAGUUCAAGAAUAUACGGUGCGGUUCAGGAGUGCUCCGCUGCUUAAAAUCUGGGUUGGACCCGUCCCGUUUGUUGUCCUGUUUCAUGCUGAAACUGUGGAGCCGGUUAUGACAAACCCCAUUCACAUGGAAAAAGCCUACGUCUACAACUUCCUCCAUCCUUGGCUUGGCACUGGUCUACUCACUAGCACCGGCACAAAGUGGCGUCAGCGGAGGAAGAUGCUGACACCCACCUUCCACUUCUCCAUCCUGGCGGACUUCUUGGAAGUGAUGAACGAGCAGGCCGAGAUCCUGGUGGAGAAGCUGGGGAAGCAGGCGGGGAAGGGAAAGUUUAAUUGCUUCAGUCACAUCACGCUCUGCGCACUGGACAUUAUCUGUGAAACUGCGAUGGGGAAGAAAAUUUAUGCGCAGAGUAAUUCUGAUUCGGAGUACGUCACCAGUGUUUACAAGAUGAGCGACAUUGUCAGCCGCAGACAGAGGACUCCUUGGCUUUGGUCGGACCUCAUCUACAAACUCUUUAGUGAAGGCCGGGAGCACGACAAGACCCUCAAGAUCCUCCAUAACUUUACAUAUAAGGUGAUAAACGAAAGAGCGGAGAACAUGUCAGACAACGAUUCAGACAGCGAACCCGAGCAGGGGAAGAAACGGCGGGCCUUCCUGGACAUGCUCCUGAAGACCACGUAUGAGGACGGCAGCAGAAUGAGCCACGAGGACAUUCAGGAGGAAGUGGACACCUUCAUGUUUAGGGGCCACGACACUACAGCAGCCUCCAUGAACUGGGCCCUGCAUCUGCUGGGCAGCCACCCGGAGGUGCACAAAAAAGUCCAACAGGAGCUACAGGAGGUGUUCGGUUCGUCCAACCGGCCCGUCAACGCAGACGAUCUGAAGAAGCUGAAAUACCUGGAGUGCGUGAUCAAGGAGGCUCUGCGACUGUUUCCCUCUGUGCCUUUCUUCGCCCGGAGCCUCGGCGAAGACUGCCACAUCAAUGGUUUCAAGGUUCCCAAAGGUGCGAAUGCGAUCAUCAUCACCUACGGUCUUCACCGCGACCCGCGAUACUUCCCCGAGCCCGAGGAGUUCAGGCCCGAGCGUUUUCUGCCUGAGAACUCAGUAGGAAGGCCGGCCUAUGCGUACAUCCCCUUCUCAGCAGGACUUCGCAACUGUAUCGGUCAGCGUUUUGCACUGAUGGAGGAAAAGGUCGUCUUGGCUUCCAUUCUGCGCAACUUCAACGUCGAAGCCUGUCAGACACGCGAAGAGCUUCGCCCAGUUGGAGAACUCAUCCUGCGGCCUGAGAAGGGCAUCUGGAUCAAACUGGAAAAGGCAUUUUAGCGAUUGCACGCCCAUAGUCAUGGAUGUAAUUACAGACUAUUCCCUCUCUGCGUCUCAGCAAAGAGUGACAGCAAAAAUAUUUAGUUCGAACUUUCAAAAAGCCACAAACAGCCGGACUCCUCAUAAAGACUGGAGCUAAGCUGCUCAUUAACUGCUCAUUGUGAAACGCAUCAUUGAUUAUUAACUUUGGGAAAAUGAGAUAAAUGACUCCAUCGCACUGGAGUCGGUCACUGACGUGUGACCUAGUUUCUAGGUCACCUGCUUUAUAAGAAAUAUUAAGUAGUCUCAAGAUUUGACCUUGUUCAGACCUUUUUCGGUUAUUUUAUUGUCAGUAACUGCAGUUCCAGGAGGAAAUAUUGUGCAUGCUACAUUAUGUACGGUGUGGAAGAUAAAUGCAUCAGUAACUCUAGCACUUCCAGUUUCACAUUAUGCUCUACACAUAUUUUGAGGUAUUAGUUGGUAAUGAAAUUCCAAAUCCCCUAACUCAGAGGUCCAUAACCAGGCUUAAUAAUAUACACUUUACAUAUUUAUUACAUUUACAAACCCUGCAGCAAAGACAAGCCUUUCAUUUGUGGAGCUUUUCCUAUGAAUGUUUCCUAGGAAUUUUCAAACCCUACCUGCAGUUUUUUACACCUGCAUGUCCCCAUGUAAUAAAGUUUGAUUACUGUAUUAUUGGAUGAUAACAUGUUUACAAUGCUUCGUGUGUAUUUUUUUUUAGUAUUUUUUUAACUUGAGGGAGAAACAAGCAUGCAGUAUACCUCAGCAGUAAUGGCAAUAGUAGUAUAACAACAUGGUAGUAAAAAUAGCUUAUUAUUGACAUACAGGUGACCAUAUUGGUCCAGAAAAAUCUAAAUCAAGGUCGCAGAAUCCCUAUUAACUAUUGACGCAAAACACUGAAACAGACAACCUACCCACUGUAUAUCCUGGAUACAGACUAUUGAUUACAAUUUCCAAUAAUGCAACUGAGCAACAA
Mugil cephalus (flathead mullet) is the source of this 2686-nucleotide messenger RNA. RefSeq names its product cytochrome P450 4V2. Gene Ontology annotation, molecular function: oxidoreductase activity, acting on paired donors, with incorporation or reduction of molecular oxygen; iron ion binding; heme binding. The coding region runs from base 19 to 1713 and encodes 564 amino acids. The record is from RefSeq and is a predicted model, not a curated record. The transcript has 11 exons. Lineage: Eukaryota; Metazoa; Chordata; Actinopteri; Mugiliformes; Mugilidae.